This is a messenger RNA of Leptosomus discolor (cuckoo roller), 473 nucleotides long. The record is from RefSeq and is a predicted model, not a curated record. Lineage: Eukaryota; Metazoa; Chordata; Aves; Leptosomiformes; Leptosomidae.
CCCCGAAGCAGUGCGGGGCGUUCCCCGGGCACGGCGAUGGGGCUGAGCCAGGAUUGAUCCCUCUCUGCACCUUGCAGGAGUGGGCGGACGUGUGUUGCAGGGGCCUCCGAAGCGUCCAUGCCUACAUCCUGGUCUAUGACAUCUGUUGCUUUGACAGCUUCGAGUACAUCAAAACCAUCCGCCAGCAGAUCCUGGAAACAAGGGUCAUCGGCACUUCGGAGACGCCCAUCAUCAUCGUGGGCAACAAGCGGGACCUGCAGAGGGGCCGGGUGAUCCCGCGCUGGAACGUCUCCAACCUGGUGAAGAAGACGUGGAAGUGCGGCUACAUCGAGUGCUCGGCCAAGUACAACUGGCACAUCCUGCUGCUCUUCAGCGAGCUCCUCAAGAGCGUGGGCUGCGCCCGCUGCAAGCACGUCCACACCACCAUCCGCUUCCAGGGGGCCCUGCGCAGGAACCGAUGCACCAUCAUGUGA